Molecule: messenger RNA, 2017 nt
Organism: Trachymyrmex septentrionalis
Lineage: Eukaryota; Metazoa; Arthropoda; Insecta; Hymenoptera; Formicidae
Gene: CrebB
Product: cyclic AMP-responsive element-binding protein 1
Exons: 8
Coding region: 428-1342 (304 amino acids)
Biological process (GO): regulation of transcription by RNA polymerase II
Cellular component (GO): nucleus; transcription regulator complex
Molecular function (GO): DNA-binding transcription factor activity, RNA polymerase II-specific; RNA polymerase II cis-regulatory region sequence-specific DNA binding; protein binding
Source: RefSeq, a predicted model, not a curated record
GUGCGACAGAAAAAAUCGCGGGAAUCGCCGUUGUUGAAGAUUGAAGCCGCGAUACUGCGAUCGUACUGGAUCGCAUGCAUGACUGCAUGACGCGCCGAGAACAUAGACGAGAUCAGAUUAUGAGGGAUCAGAGGGCGGCGGUCGAGGAGGAAUCGUCAACAGUAACGACAACAUCAACGACACUGGCAGCAGCAUUAGCAGCAUCACGAAAGUCAUGAAACGGCAGCAACAGCAGCGGCGGCAGCAGCUAUCACGACGACGACUGCCAUCUUGAGUGUGACGCGCAACUCAGAGGUCGUGGGCUCCACCAGUGACGAAGCCACUGGAGUUUUGACGUGGCUGCUACGUACCUGCCCGACUGCCCACUCCGAUUGCAGCAAACUUGGUGACGAGAAAUACGUAACUGAGCUCGCGAGGUAGUCGGGCUAUGGAAAGUAUGGUCGAGGAAAAUGGAUCAACCGUCGAUCCGUUGUCUGUACAGGGCUCCCAGAGCGACGCAGCACCAGCAAUCGCAACCUCGGUACAAUCUAUCGAUAGAAUACAUCAGCAGCAAACUCAUCACCUGGUAGCUUCUACCAGCAUUGUGCAACUGACACUACCCUCGUCAGGAACAACACAGGUGCAAUCGGUCAUACAACCCAAUCAACAGUCCGUGAUACAGACCGCCACAAACAUACAACCCGUCGCAAUCUCCAAAGGAAACGUUAUUCUGGUUAGCAAACCCAACUCCGUUAUACAAACUGCACAAGGCAGUUUACAGACGCUUCAAGUGGUGGAAACUGGUAGUGACGAUAGUUUCUCAGACGAAGAUUCACCCAAGAAGAGGAAUAUUCUAACCAGACGACCGUCUUACAGAAAGAUUCUCAACGAUUUAGGCGGAGGAGAAAUUACAGACGGUCGUUUGCCCCCCUUAGAAUCAUCCUCCGAGUGUGAUUCUAACGUGGACAGUGAAGUGUCUUCCCAUUCGCUCCAUUAUCAAACAGUAAUUCCUGCCGGUACUAUUCAAAUUGCGACCCAAGGGGAGGGAGUUCCGGGGCUUCACACGUUAACUAUGAGCAAUGCGGCGACAGCGGGUGGAGCUAUAGUGCAGUAUGCACAGGGCCAGGACACUCAAUUUUUUGUCCCAGCUUAUACAGGUCACGGAGUAGUAGUGGAAGAUGCGGCACGAAAGAGAGAGUUAAGGUUGCUUAAGAACAGAGAGGCGGCACGUGAAUGUAGAAGAAAGAAGAAAGAAUAUAUAAAGUGCUUAGAAAAUCGUGUCGCGGUGCUGGAGAAUAGAAAUCAGACGCUAAUCGACGAACUGAAAUCGUUAAAAGAAUUAUAUCAGCAGAAAACCGACUGAGAUUGGUGUUUAAAACCUGCGCGACAGUGUAUCAAAACUAUUAUCCAGUCGAUGAACCUGUACAUGUCUUGUUUGUGUACAUUAUCCUAAAUGUUGCUAGGGGUAAGCGAUGGUGAUGUACAUGCAUUCUUAUAGAUAUUUCUCUGUAACAUACUGUAUUUAAGUACGAAUACGAAGGCUUGUGAAACUUGCUGUUACUAAAGCGGGAAGCCAAAGUUAUAUGAGACAUGGAGGCAGCAAACACGUAGGCAAUAUUUCGUAUAUCAGUCUCUAUUUUGGAUAAACACAACGCGUGAUUCACUUAGAAUCUGCGUACUCGAAAUUUCGACCUUAUAGACUGGAACAGUUAGAUCGCAUUAAUAACAUAACUGGCAAAUGAUAUUCGUGUUUGUUUAGCAUCACUGUCUAACGACCGUUUGUACUAGAUGAAGGCGUGUCUUGCUUCAUUAUGACAUGCUGCAGUUCAUUUCUCUAAUCUAAUAUAUACAUAUAGACAAAAAAUAUAUAUAUGAAAGCGUUUACGCUAACCGAAAAUAGCGUAAUAACCGAAAUUUUCGACUAUCUAUAUAAAAAGUUUAGUGUAAAUAUCUCAACAAAACGUACCGUGGCUUACAAUUGUGUACAACAAAUAAUAUUUGAAACAUUUGUGAUUCAUAGAUAUCCGUUUCUCAUACA